AUGCACUCAAAGCCUUAUCCGUAUGGAGAAGCUGCUUAUACGACUGUAGUAAAUCACAAAGUCCCCCACUGCAUCGAUGGCUAUUGCGCCUGUAGCGGUGAGUCCUCUAAAGAAUUCAUCAUGAUGUUAGAACAACACAAAACUCGUGACCAAAUGAUUGCUGGACGCUGCAGUGCUCUCCGAUCUCUCACGGAGAAUCACUUGUUCUGUUUUACGAUCGAUUUUAGAUGGAUGGGAAGACAAGAGCAGGCAGCUGCUGCCCGCGUCUGUUGCGCCUUAGGUCCUGAUUUACUCUGGGAAAGCUGCAGAGUACAGUGCUUUCAGAAGGAGCAGUUGCACUGCCGUCCGACCUGUCUGCCGAGGAAGUGA
Molecule: messenger RNA, 369 nt
Organism: Strongylus vulgaris
Lineage: Eukaryota; Metazoa; Nematoda; Chromadorea; Rhabditida; Strongylidae
Source: the annotation of a GenBank genome assembly